Molecule: messenger RNA, 1407 nt
Organism: Chironomus riparius
Lineage: Eukaryota; Metazoa; Arthropoda; Insecta; Diptera; Chironomidae
Source: the annotation of a GenBank genome assembly
AUGUUAAACAAGAAAAAUUUUAUUGUUGAAAACUGCCAACAAUUUCCUGAUUUGAACAACGUUUUGAAUAGUUCACAUCCAUCGUUCACAUUGAGCAGUUCGAAAAUGAUUUUUGAAUAUACAAUUUUAAGUUUGGUUAAUCUCAAAGCAAUGGCACAAAUCCUUCAAUGUUCAUAUUCAGCAGCUUUAACAUUUCAAUAUUCCUGCGACUUAUAUUUGUUUAUACUUACGAACUACAUUAAUACAAAUGAUAUCAAUGGGUCGCACGUAAAUGUAUUAAGUGACAUAUCAGAUACAGAUUUUAAACAUUGUGAAAAUCUUGAAUUUUUGGACUUGACGAAUACGAAAAUUUUUAGUUUACCUGAAAAUUGGCUUCUUUCGAAUCCAAAAUUGAGUAUUUUUACAAUUGCAAGUGUAUUAAAUGGAAACAUACCUGAAAAAUUAUUUACAUCACAAGCUGCAAAUUUAGAGUUUUUAACCAUCGUCUUCAAUCGAAAGAAGCUCCGAGAAUAUAUUCUUCAAGCAGCAGGAGAAGAUUUCACAGAGAAUGACAUAGAGGAUAUCCAAGAACCAUUAAAAGGAAUCUACAAAGAGAUUGCAAAUGAGACUAAAGGCAAGUUAGUAUCAAUAAUGUUCGACUCUGCAUCAAGACAUGGAAGACACGUCUUUGCAGUGAGUCUGCGCUACGCAAAGGGAGACAAAGUAGUUGAGCGUACCAUAGGAGUCAUCACUCAACAUCAACGACAAACAGGAGCGAACCUCUUUAACCAAGUUGAGCUACUAAUCAGGAAAGUUGGUUUGACGAUCAACGACAUAUACUCAACAUGCACCGACCAAGGAGCUAAUAUGCUCAGAGCAGCUGAUUUGGCAAUACAGGCGCAAGAUGCUAUCAGAAUAUGCCGAGCAAUAGCAAACCUUGAGCAUGAAGAAGAAAUAAACAUCGACGGAGCACAAGCAGCAGAGCGAGCAGAAGAAAUGUGGAACAUAUGCUUCGUGUAGAGGCAGAACUCGAUCGUGAGUGGGAUGAACAACAACAACAUCUGCAUGAUGAACAGGAACAUGAAGAUCCAGAGCCAUUAGUUACAGAAGUCAUGGUAGACGAAGGAGCUCUGUGUUCAAAAAUGGUUUGUGGUGCGCACACAUGUCAACUCGCAGUAACAGACGUCAUCAUCGAUUUUAGGAUGGUCAUAGCAGAAAUACGAGCUCUUGUGAAGGCAUCAAAGAGACUUGAGUUCUCUCAAGUUCUUCAUGCUGCAAGAAUCAGAAGCCUGCGCUUGGACGUCGAAACAAGAUGGGACAGUUUGUAUGGGAUGAUUAGCGACGUCAAUGAAUUCAGAAAUCAGCUCCAGGAAGUUGCGUUUACACACGAAAUACUUGCUCUCAAUGAAGACGCCUGGGAAUUCAUCG